Acanthoscelides obtectus is the source of this 741-nucleotide messenger RNA. Lineage: Eukaryota; Metazoa; Arthropoda; Insecta; Coleoptera; Chrysomelidae. The record is from the annotation of a GenBank genome assembly.
AUGAACAGCGAUGUUUUGCCAUCACAAGAUAGAGAUGAUAAUUCUCCGGAAACAGCUAGUACAUCUACACAAAUAUCAAGUCGCCCUAGAUCACCCAAAAGAAAAAGUAACAGUAAUGCUCAUUCAUUAGAUCCACCAGAUUUAUCUACCGACGUAUUGCAAGUCGUAAAAGAGUAUUUCAAGAGUCCUUUGUUGAGCGAAGACCGAUUUGAUAUUUUUGGCAAAAAUGUCGCAAUGAAACUGCGCGAUCUACCAAUACAGCAAAGGCUGAUUGCUGAAAAAAUUAUAAACGACUCAUUAUUUCAAGCAGAAACGGGCAACUUGAGACUGCCACUUGGAGAGUUCAAUGUACGUGAGUUCUAUCGCACAACUCCCAGUCCUCCAACAUAUCAGCCACAACAGUUUAUUCGUGCAACUCCAACUCCCAGUCAUUCAGCACACCGGCCACAACAGUUCAUUCGUGAAAUCCCAACUCCAAGUCCUCCAAUACACCACUCACGACAGUUUAACCAAGGAACCCCAAUUCUAAGUCCUCCAACACAACACUCACAGCAGUUCAUGCAUGUAGGAUCAACUCUAUCUUCAUUGCCACGCAUCGAGCAAGAACGUAAUGAUUCUUCCACGCCUUCCAUGCAGUACAAUUCGGAUUCACAACAUUCGACUGAACAUACUGAAGUGCAAUUAUCUAUUCCAGAACAAUCAGCCGGGGCAUUUAUAUCCAGCUUCAAUGAUUGUCAAUAA